Messenger RNA from Porites evermanni, 2382 nucleotides. The record is from the annotation of a GenBank genome assembly. Lineage: Eukaryota; Metazoa; Cnidaria; Anthozoa; Scleractinia; Poritidae.
AUGGAGUGUCAUCAAAUGAAAUCCGUUAUUUCACUUGUGGAUUCUCUUGUGCGCUCUGCGCAAGUCAGAAGGUCCCGUAUUUGCAACACUUCCCAAACGGACUUUUCCAUCUGCAGUAUCCUGGGUCUAGAAAGUGAAGUCACUCAAUCUUCUUCAAUCUCCGGUAAGAUUAACGUAACUUGGACAGUAUAUGCAGUCAUUGCAUCAGGCUUUUUCCACUGACAGUUAAUUAUAAACUUCACAUUACUAAUUGAAAGUCCGUUUUUCGGUUGUUCUAGACAUGCUUGUUAUUACUGACAAUUUACUGUAUUUGCGUAUACUAACCUUAACCAAAGCAACUACAAAUUUUCCGCCACCACUCCAAAUACGUAACACAAUCUAGCUAGUUCAUUCUUUCUUGUACCUAAACAAUAAAAAGUUAUUUAUAGGACAUAUUUCCAACUAAGAGUUUAUUUUUCUUUUACAGAAUGUAACAGUGCUACCAGUCCGCCUUUAUCGCCUUACUCCGACUGCACAAGUCCUCGUCCCAGCCACAUGGUCCCCAGUCCACCGUUAACGCCUUACUCGGACAUUACAAGUUCCAGCAGCGAUUGUGACAGUGAGCCCGAUCAAGCUUCGACUCCAAAUUCAACGAAGAAGAAGCGACAGCGCACGACCUUCUCACCGAUGGAAGUUUUGGAGCUGGAACGAGCAUUCAGACGGCGGCCAUAUUUGCUGAAAGAAGACGCAGAAGAACUGGUACAAAGACUCGGAAUCACGGCUAAAAGUCUGAAGGUGAGUUUCCUACAUUAAAGUAAAUUAAAAGAAACAUGAGCAUGUGUAACCUUAGAGGAAUGGAAUUUCAGUUGCCUGGGUUUUAAAUUUGUUCUUAUCAUUUUCAGUUUUGUCGGAAAGUGAGCCGUAAAGUAAACUAUGAUUACCGAUUCGAAACUCGGCAAUUGCAGAGUGAUUUUUCACUCCAGUUAGAAACUUUUUUUGAGUACUCGCUUUUAUCGAACAGUAAUUACACGCCAUCUUGCAAAGUUACACUUCAUGCAUGUUAGUUUAACAUGUAUGAAGUGUAACUUUGCAAGAUGACGUGUAAUUAGGGCCUCUUCAUAUCAGCCCGGUUGACCGGGCUGGCUCGGUUACCGGGAUGAAUUUUGCCUUGGGUUCAUAUCAGAAAUUUCAGCUCGGUUUCCGAGAUGAGAAAAGGUCAAAGAUCCUGGGUACGAGUUCUGGCGCCAAAUUUAGGAAACAAAGCAAACAUAGCGAAACACAAAAAUUUUAACUUUUGGGCCUAUCUUAGCAUCGGUAACUCUUAAAGCUGUAUCACUGCAGUUAAAUGGGAUGCUUAUGUUGUGGAAAAUACAGCAGGCAAUGCAAGACGAUGCCAUCCGGACCGCCAGAAUUCAUCCCGCCGAUCAUCCCGGUAACCGGGAUGAAGCGUUCAUAUGGCAAAAUUUCCAGCCCGCUUACCGAGAUCUCGGUUGGAAAAACCGAGAUCUCGGGAACCGAGCCAGCCCGCCCUCUCAUAUGAACACAUCGAAAAUUUUACAAAGGCUUUAGAGGUAAGGCGAGAUCUCGGAAACCGGGCCAGCCCGGUCAACCGGGCUCAUAUGAAGAGGCCCUCAGUCAUCACUAUUUUCCUAAAUCAUAUAUUUUUUUAGCAAUCUUCGAAACGAGUGUAGUCAUGGUAUUUUCUUUAAAUGAUGUGAAGUUUCUAUUACAUGUAAUUGUACAAUUCACAAGGCAAUUUGAAUGCCGUUUUGCAUUCGGAAAAAAACCAUUAUAGGUUCAGUGUGUUGUAUAGAUUUUCCCUGAUAUUGCCCGAAUUGAGUUAACCCUUUCACUGCCAGAUCAGGCUAGAGUACUUGAUGGAGUUUUGUAAGGCGACUCUAACUUUUGAGUCUGCGGACGAAAUCCUAUGGUAUGACCAUUCAAAUGAAAGCUCUCUGCCCGUACUUUCACAUGGUGCUAUUUGUUUGUCAAAAGUUUAGAAAACGAAAUUUGGAAAUUUGGUCGAAAUUUGCCUUUGGCCACAUUUGACAGUGAAAGGGUUAAUAACUCAGAUUUUUGUUCUCUUUCUUGCAGUAUUGGUUUCAAAACCGACGGGCCAAAUCAAGGAAACUGGAGAAAAAGAUUUUAUCUGUCUGUCAGUCCAGCCUGUCUAACCAGUUUAAUAGCCGAGCCUAUUCAGAUCACUGGAAACAAGGCGAACGAGUGUCCUGUUCAGCGAUGGAAAGCUACUUAAGAGAUAGUCAGAGAACAGUUGCCAAUCGUCAACUCUCAGUCGAGUCAAACCGUGUACCCAAGUUCCACCUUGACAAGUUCACAAUCAGACCUUUUGGGUCCGCAAGACUACCGUACAGCCGUGCCUCGUAUAGAUAUCAACCAUACUGA